AACUCACCAAGCCGUGCCUUCCCCUCUCCUCGUCUUCACAAACGCCGGACACCACCACCACUAUAGUCUAAGCCGGCCAUGGAGCUGCUGCUGCUGCUCCCGUCUCGCGCCACCACAGCUCGCCCGCUCCUUCCCACCAGCCCGCUUCGCCGCAUCGGCACCGCCCGGCCGGCGGCCAGCUCUAGCAACGUUGAGGUCAUCGACACAACGGCGACGUCGGGCGUCGCCGUGAACAGCCAAGAACGGCGCGCAGGCGGGCUCGGGUUGGACCUGUCGGAGGAGAUGCGGCGCGGGAUGAUGUGGCGGAUGCUGGCGCCCCCAGCAGCAGCAGUCGCGGCGGAGGCCACAUUCCUGAGGCUGCUCGACCGCUCGGCGUCAGGGGACGCGCCGGCCUGGGCCGCCGCCGCGGGCUCAGCCGUGCUGUUCGCGGUGGGGCUGCUCGGUGUCCACUACGGGUUCCUGUCGUCGAGAUGGGACGCCGCGGAGAGGGGCUCCUUGGUGGGGUGGGACCUCGCCGUCCGGCACUGGAACGUCCUGUCCAUGGCCAAGGAAUACUCUUCCUUGGUGGAGGAGGAGGAUGAGGACGACGACGAGGACUGGGAGGAAGAGGAUGAAGUAGACAGUGAUUAAUCAAGGGGAUUAGAUGUAAUAACAGACCUCUGUUAAAUUAAACCGCUGUUAAAUUAAGCCACUUGAAAAUGGUUAUAUAUACAUUGCUAUAGAGCGAUUGUGAAUACUAA
This is a messenger RNA of Phragmites australis (common reed), 740 nucleotides long. RefSeq lists its product as uncharacterized. NCBI's taxonomy places the organism in Eukaryota, Viridiplantae, Streptophyta, Magnoliopsida, Poales, Poaceae. The transcript has a single exon. The record is from RefSeq and is a predicted model, not a curated record. Bases 79 to 630 code for a protein of 183 amino acids.